Paramecium octaurelia is the source of this 270-nucleotide messenger RNA. The record is from the annotation of a GenBank genome assembly. Lineage: Eukaryota; Ciliophora; Oligohymenophorea; Peniculida; Parameciidae.
AUGAAGAUACUCUUUGUAAUAAUUGAUGGCGUUGCUGAUGUUGGUACUCCAGAGACUCAAUUUAUGACUCCGCUUCAAUUGGCUGAAAUUCCUACUAUGAAUCAAAUAGUCUCAACUGGACUUGCAGAUUUGAUGGACCCAGUGGAGCAAGGGCUUUCUUGUGAGAGUCACAUAGCUCAUAUGAGUAUUUUUGGCUACGAUCCGUUUACGUUUGAUAGAGGCAGAGGAGCAUUAGAAAUCAUGGGUUCUAGAAUUGAUAUGCAAGUAUGA